CUUCCCUCCUCCUGGAGUCUGGCAGUCUCUGACCUUUGCUUGUCUGCAGUUUACGUCACUUUGGACCCCAGCAGCUGCAGGAAGGCCGGGACUUGGCUCUGGAGUGCCACUCGCUGGCAGCGAGGAAUGCAGCCUGCGGUUCCAGGACUUGCUGCUCUUUGACCCCCACCCUCCCCGGGAUCCUUGGCCCUCCUCCGCCUCCCUCCUUCCUGCUCGCCUCUCCCUCCUCAUUGCCCUCCUGCUCCGGCUCUGACUGCCAGUUUUCCCAGCUCACGGCCCAGGCUGGUCCUUCCAUGCUGUCACCAAGGCCUCACUCCUGCACAUCUCCCAACCUGGACAGGGAGAACCCAAGCAAGAAGGUCCAGUGGACUUCGGAGGGCAGGAGGAGGAGGACAUCAUCCACGGACUCAGAGUCCAGGUCCCACACGGAGCCCUGCAGGCUGGCCAGGUCCCGGAGACCCAGCCGGCUGACGGUGAAGUAUGACUGGGGGCAGCUGCAGCGCUGGCUGGAGAUGGAGCAGUGGGUGGAUGCCCAAGUCCAGGAACUCUUCCAGACACUUCAAGGUACAUCCUGCCAGGCAGCAGAGAAAGACUGUAGCCAACAAACUUUGAUUUGCAAGAUGAAGCAGAACCUUCUGAGCUGGAAAUUGACCUGGAGGCUCUCAUGGAACUCUCCACAGAGGAGCAGAAGACUCAGUUGGAGGGCAUUCUCCAAAACUGCUCCCGCCCGACCGAGCCUUUUAUCUCUGAGCUGCUCAGUCAACUCAAAAAACUUCGGAGACUCAGCCGGCCUCAAAAAUAAGCCUGGAGAGACCAUCCUCAGCAGCCUCCGCACUGCCAGGCCUGGCAGGACCUCCUGGAUCCUGGCUGAGCAGAAAGCAGCUCCCUGGGACCCAAACAAGGACCAAGGAAGAUGGACACUUGUGUGCCUCGAGCGUGCGUGCAGUCACGGCUGCGUGCUCUGGGCCGGGCUCGCGGAGCCCAUCCUAGCUGCUGCCCAGUGCUUUCCUUGGCGGCCACGUGGAUAAAACCUUAAGGGGGCCUGGCUGAACAGUGUGCACUGUGUCCGUGCUGAGGGGAGGGAGGGUGGAGUGAAACCCUGAAGACCAACAUCCUAAGUCACCAGGCUGUACUCACACCUUCCCCACCUAUCCACCCAUCCACAUCAACAAGAACAAGUCUUGAGAAUUCAGGGGCUGGGGAUUUAGCUCAGUGGCACAGCACCUGCCUGGCAAGCGUGAGGUUGUGAGUUCAAUUCCUGG
Molecule: messenger RNA, 1262 nt
Organism: Chinchilla lanigera (long-tailed chinchilla)
Lineage: Eukaryota; Metazoa; Chordata; Mammalia; Rodentia; Chinchillidae
Gene: Ppp1r14d
Product: protein phosphatase 1, regulatory (inhibitor) subunit 14D
Exons: 5
Coding region: 294-1028 (244 amino acids)
Biological process (GO): regulation of phosphorylation
Cellular component (GO): cytoplasm
Molecular function (GO): protein serine/threonine phosphatase inhibitor activity
Source: RefSeq, a predicted model, not a curated record